Messenger RNA from Aricia agestis (brown argus), 3901 nucleotides. RefSeq names its product protein lingerer-like (gene lig). The transcript is spliced from 28 exons. Gene Ontology annotation, molecular function: protein binding. Gene Ontology annotation, cellular component: cytoplasm; nucleus. NCBI's taxonomy places the organism in Eukaryota, Metazoa, Arthropoda, Insecta, Lepidoptera, Lycaenidae. The record is from RefSeq and is a predicted model, not a curated record. The coding region runs from base 143 to 3094 and encodes 983 amino acids.
CGUUUUCUUCCGAAACCCAAGCCGUUUUCGAGUUCCGAUUGAAUCUAGUGUUCCGAUUUGCUGUAGUGAUUCAUUGUCUCCGUUUGUGCAAAAUUACGAGAAACUGCUUGUAAAUAGAGGCUGUAAAUAUUAGCAGAUAAAUAUGAGUUUGGGUGCGCGCGCCACCAAGGGUGGUGCGAAGGGUAAGGAGGGGAAGCAGGAGAAGGGUAAAACAACAGAAAAACCACAACCUAAAGAGAAAACAAAACCACAGGCCACAACUGAACAGCUGCGUAUGGCAAACAUGAUUGACCGUCCGAGUGAAGAUAUCUCUGAUGUGCGAAAGAAGGUGACAACCCUCAUGGAGACAACGCACCGCACGGAAGAGGAGGUGUGCUCGGCGCUGCACGACGCUGACAACGACGUCGAGCUCGCCUGUAACCUGCUGCUCGAGGACACGCUGCGGACACAGGGCCAAUGGCAGACUACGGAGAAGAAAAAGAACAAGAAGCCAGCUGCCAGUGCCGGCAACGGCGAGGUGGAUAGGGAGAGAGACCGCGAACACACGCGCUCUCGCUCUGGCCCCAGACCCAGACGCGGUGAAGGCGAGGGCGGUCGCGGUCGCGGCGGCGGGCGCGGACGGGGAGGCGGGCGCGGUGGGCGGGGCGGCGGUCGCGGCGCGCGUCGCGGCCCGCCCCGCCCCCCGCUGGAGCGGGACAACAACGACUGGACCAACAGCGCCGAUCCUGAUACCGGUGGUACCGACAACUUCCCCGCCACAGAAGAUUGGGAUAAUGAGGAAUGGUCAGGCUCUCUUUCAGACACCAAGAUGGUGGUCCCGCAGGUGUUCACGCCCAGCGCCGCCGCCGCCCCCGCGGACUCCGCCCCCGCUGCUGCGGAGGACUGGGACGCGCCGACGGAGGCGAACGGCCCCGCGGAGCACAUCCCCACAUACACCUACCACAACACCCAGCAGCACCAUCAUCCUUCCAUCCUAGAGCAGAUGGGCGGCGCGGCGGGCGUCGCAGGCGUCGCGGGUGUGGGCGGAGUCGCGGGGGCGGCGGGCGCGUCUCCCCCCGCGGCGGCCAAGACCGAGCCCACUCCGGAUUACCACCAGCUGGCCCACCAUGCACCGCUUCCUAACACCCAGCCGAUGGGUAUGUCGGGCAGCCUGAGCGCGGCACAGUCUCAGUAUUUGUCGCAGUUGACGCAGCAGGCGCAGCGACACGACACCAGUGUAUAUACUAGUAACUACGGUGUGUACGGCUCGUCCGACAUGACGACUCAGAGGAAGACGCAGAGGGUCCGGGUACCGCCUCCGUCCAAGAUUCCGUCAUCGGCGGUGGAGAUGCCGGGCGGCGCGGAGGGCGGCGGCGGCAUGUUCCUGGACGUGCAGUUCGGCGCGCUCGACCCCGACGACACGCCGCCGCAGCACCAGCCGCACACGCCGCACCAGACGCAGCCGCAUACGCCGCAUCAGCCGCAUACGCCGCACCAGACGCAUCAGCCCCAUCAGACCCACCAGCCGCAUCAGACUCACCAGCCGCAUCAGCCGCAUCAGACGCACCAGACGCAUCAGACGCACCAGACGCAUCAGACGCACCAACCCGCUCACCAUCCAAUGCCACAGGCCAAGCAGCCGACGACUCAAGCGGAGACGACGCCUGUAGCGAACAACCAUGAGACUGCCACAGAAACUCCUAGUAGUAAUUAUGCUAACACAAACAGUAUGCUCAAUGAAAACUUAACUGCGGUGGAGCCAACGCCGACGAGUCAACCGAUCGUCACGUCCGAGGCCACCGUCACAAAUAACACCACAUCACUAGACAAGUUGUCGGCGUCGAUGAAGCAACUCGGCGUUUCAGGCGUGUCGGCGGUGAGCGGCGUCACGGCGGCGGUGUCCGCGGCCGCAACGACUGCGGACAGCGCGCCGCAGCCGCAGCCGCACCACCAUUACGCCCACCACCGACCCAAGACAGUCGGUCAGCAGCAGAAUGUGUACGCGACGCACCAUCCUGCAUCACACCACCCACCAGUAUACGGAGCUAAUGUCUACGCGCCACAGGUGAACUCGACGAACGCGUCGCUUACGGGCGCGUCGGCGAUGACCGCAACAGCGUACCCGUCCAGCGUCACGCUCACUCAGUACCAACCCAUGAUCAACUCAUACCAGCAGACGUCGUCAUCGGGUGGCGUAUACGGUGGUAGCGCGUUAUACACGGCGGCGCCGUACACCGCGCCCUACCAGCCCGCACCGCAGCCCGCCAAACCACACAAGGACGCACAGUACGACAGCUCGGUAGCGGCCAGCAACAGUCUAACGAGCACGUCCACCACACAGACCUCCACUGCCAAAGUCACAACAACCACAGUAAGCGGCGGCGUGAACGCCGGAGCGGCGGGCGCGGCUGGCGCGGCGUCGACGAGCGCGACCGCAGCGGGCGGGGCUGGCGGCGGGUACGCGGGCGGCGCGCUCUACGGCGGCGCGUACGCGUACGACGAGCAGCUCAUGCGGGGCACGCUACCCCACCACAUGGGUGGAUACUACGAAGUCGGGUACGGCGCGAGGGAGGGCACAUUCGGCCUGGGCGCGGGCGAGAGGUUCGGCCGGACAGACGCCGCCUCACCGCAACAGGUGCCUGCCGCGUUACCCCCCGGCUACGCGUACUUCUACCAGCCACCACCCACCACCUAUCAGUAUGGCGUCUAUCCUACGUACGGAGGCGGCUCAAACGUGGGCGGAGUGGGCGGAGUCGGCGGCGUGGGCGGUGGCAAGGUGUCGGGAUACUCGCAGCAGACGCAGCCGCCAUACGACGCUCAGGACACAUACAAGACGGCAGGCGGCGCGUACACGGGCACCGGUAGCAAGGCCGGCGGCGCCGCGGCGGCCGAUCUCACCAGCGCCAUGUACGCCAAGACUCACGUCACGCUCAACAAGGUUAAUAGCUACGAGAAGGCGGGCUUCCACAGCGGGACACCGCCGCCAUUUGGCGCCGGCUCACACCUCUACAUCCCCGCGCCGCCCCACCACCAUCCCCACCAUCAUCAGCAGCACCAGAUGGAUGGUCGGGUGAACAGUAGUCAUAAUAGGCGGGUUCUCGGCUCGCGUCAGUAGUCAGCUGUACAUAGCGCGGCGACCGUUCCCCACCACGCACUCUGCUCUCGGCCCCCGGCCACCAAGUGAUAUCGGACCAGUAUUGCACCCGGUGUCGUGUUUACGGAUACUGUAAAUACAUGAACCGCACCGGCGCCUCGUCCGUCGAACGUGUCAAUUUGUAACGAAAUAAUUGCAUACAUAAUGUUAGUGUAUAGUAAAUUUGUAAAUGUCUCCCCCUUUUUAUAUUCGUAUUUAGAUAAGGCCGCGCGACGUUCGGCGGCGCUGGCCGGUCGAUUGCGCGUCUACAAUAUACAUAUUGUCUGUAUCUAUUUAACUUGUAACAUGUAAAAAUUAAACGGAACUCGUUAAAUUAAAGAUAAAUUUGUUAAUAAAUUUAUUUUUAUGUUUUUUAAAGAGAAAUUGAAUAGUGUAUAGCGUCGGGGUGCUGCAUUUCGGAAGCGUUGACUCGCAAGAUUAGGUUAGGUAGUAAUUAUUUGGCGGUGCUGGCCGCUCGUUACUGUAUAGACACACCUCGCUUCGCCCCGAAACUCUCGUAGGUCAGUUAAGUUCGAUAUUGGUUUAAAUUAACUAGUGCUACUUUUACAUUAAUAUAUAUAUUAUAAAUAUGUUUAUGUAUGUAAGCAUUUGGUACGCUAUGCGCGCCGGAUAUUUUGUAUUUAGUUGUCGAACUUUUGUAAUUACAUUAAUUAAAAGAAAGUAAAUAAUUAUGAUGUUAGUUAUUUGUACUGAACCGUCGACUGUCUUUAUUGUGAAUGAAUGCUGAGAUCCUUGGCGUUACGUACGUGGGAAAAAAUACACACAUUC